UACUGACUGCGGUAAUUGAGCAUCCAGUUGAGACGUUUUUUGCAUUUUGUAUAUUUUGGAGUUCAGGCAUGAUGGUGAUCAUCUUUCUUUUUCAUCUGCUUCUGAUACAUGUUUCAGGUUUGUUAUAUGGGCCACGGCUAGUGAUAAGUCAUGUUGGAGGAUCAGUGACAAUCAAAUGCUAUUAUUCAACCACAAGCACCAAUAAACAUGACAGAAAAUACUGGUGCAGGGAAUCCAGCUUUUCUCGUGGGCGUUGCCAAGUGAUCAUUUCAACAAAUCAUUUCACCCUUCAAGACUAUGAAGGAAGAGUAUCCAUCAAGGAUAGCCCUCACAAUGGGCUUUUGCAAAUAACAAUGACACAGCUGAAAAGGAAUGACUCCAGUAAUUACAGGUGUGGCAUUGGCAAAUCGACCCAUGGUUUAUUUGCUGGGGUGAAUCUAACUAUUUGGGAAGGUUUAAAUCUACCUGAACAACCAAAAAUUAUUUGGGGUGAACUGAGAGGGUCAGUGACAAUCCAAUGUCCAUCUGAAACUACUGGAGAGUUGUGCAAACUGAGCAAAUUGGGCUGUUCUCCCAUAAGAGAAAUAAGCAAGGGCAGGAGGAAACAGCCAGAUGAAAGAAUUACUUUCACUGUGGUAGAUGUCUCAAAAACUUUCAACAUCACUAUAAAUGAACUGAGAAAAGAAGACUCUGGAAUCUAUAAGUGUGGAACUGAAAUACCCAAUGACGUUGGAAAAAUGAUACAACUUCAAGUCACAGAGGCAUCUGUUUUUUCCAACAUUGCAAAUGAAUUGCAAGGUACGUAUGUGCCAGAAACUCCUUUCAACAGACAUGUGAAACAAGACACAUAUGAGUCAGAAACUCCUUCCCACAGGCAUGUGACACCUGCAACUGACAUCUCAAAGGAAAAAUCUUCACAAACAAAGCAAAACUUACUUUCAAUUGUGUUACCAAUUCUUCUUGUUCUCCUUCUGGUUCUUGCUGCCAUUGCUAUUGCUGUAUUUAUUAAGAUCAGACAGCAAAGGAAGUAUGAAAUUCCAACACAGCCAAAAGGAGAAAAGGCACUAGCUGCUCCAAAGUGUUCAGAAGAGCAACCUAAAGAGAAAAAUAAUGCUUCAGCAGAUGAAGAAGAGUCUGCUCUGGGCACAGACAAAGAAGGCAGAGUCGAAACUGUCUAUUGUUUGGUCAGCAAUGGCCCAGACGCAACACAAGACAAUGACUGACUGACUUCCUGUGCAUUCAUCUAGAUUAGAUGAUUUUUUAAAACAUCCAUUAUGGUAUAUUAUGUCUGCUUUAACUGAGAGGCAGCUGAUGUAAAUCACAACCAUGCCCCCUAGUACUAUAAUGUCUCAGAUACCUAAGUCAGAAACACAACACAAGUUGGCUUUUUAUUAUCUUUAAAGCAAUAGCAAAGAUCCAAAAUUGUGGAAUAAUUAGUUCUGUGUGUAGUCAGAUGUUUUAUCAAGUUUGUAUUUGUACUUCCAAAGAAGUGUUCUGUGUGAGAGCUUGGAAUAGGUAAUUUAUUUAUUUUUUUAUUUAUUGAAAUAUGUAUUAAUUGUGUUUCAGCCUGCCAGGGUCUCCAAGACAGUGUACUGUUGAUAAAAUCAUGAUUUAAAAGCACAUCAAAACAAUAUUUUUAAGAUAGGAAAGUUCUAGGACUUGUAGUGAAAAACAUUGGAGAGGUGAAAAACAUCUUGGAGUAUACUUUACCCAUUUACAGUGCAGGGCUUGGGAAAGGACAUGGCUUGGAGGGUGGAAGAUUAUUGAUUAGCUUGCAGGCUGAAGAUUCCCCAUCAAAGACUAAAAGAAAAAGAAAGAAAUUCAGCAGUUUUACUGGGCAUUCCUGAUACGUUUUAUACAACUAGCCAUCUAAAGCCACCACUAUCCUGGGGUCAGCAUUCAGCUCACCCAUACAACCAUCACUUCGUUAAUGUUGACUGGAUUUGGUUUGUUCACCAAUUAUACUUAAAACAAAUGAAAAGUGAAACCUUCCAAACUUCUGUUGGCUGUGUGGAAGAAGAGUGAGUAAAUGCAGCCAUCGUGACUUAACAUGAUACAGAAAUGCAUACAUGAUGGGAGGACAUUUACUAUAGAUAUGAUUAUUCUGAAUGUUUUGGAUCUAUUUUGUUCUUUUGUGUCACAGACACUAAAUAAUACAAUUUGAAUUAUCCCCCAUCUCCAAAUGACAGCAAUAACUGUUAAAAAGUACAAGCAACUGGACUUUGCUCAAAGUCUUUCUGUUAACUCUCUGGUCAAUGGCACUAUACAGUAGGAAUAGUUAGGGAGGCGUGGUUAUAAUACAGAUAAUAUUUGCUAGCUUUGCUUGUGUUUCCUUAUUUCUGUUGGUUUGAGAUUUAGAUGUUUUUUUUAAAUAGAAGCAAUAUUAAUGAGUUUUGUCCUUGAGUAAUUUGAAGGGAGUAAUGAGUGACAAAUAAGAAACGAUGUUAAAAUGUGCUAUGUUAGAAAAAAUAACUUGAAAAUAUAGAUAGCUUUUAUUCAAAUCUGGUUGGAUAGGGAAAAUAUUUUCUAUGUUUAAUAAAGACAAGAUCUAAUUUAUGUAAUAUGAAUGUAAGAACCAGAAAGAAAGCUUGCUAUUGUAUGGGUCAGAGUUUUUCUAUUUUUAUCUGCAAGAAUGAUCAAGUUCCUUGACUGGAAGCUGAAAUUAUCUUUGUUUGGUUUAUCUUGAACAUAAAUAAAAAUUGAGAGAAGUAUUUCAAAAAAAUUCUUGUCCAUCCUGUUCUUCCCCUCCCCCUCGCUCAUUUUUCUCCACAGAAUCAAGUUAAGAAAGAGGUUAAAGUCCAGGAAGCAGAUUUUCUUAGCUUCUGUAGUCAGAGGAUUAUAAGUGUUCAAUCUCAUUUUGAUUUUUCCUU
Molecule: messenger RNA, 2870 nt
Organism: Anolis carolinensis (green anole)
Lineage: Eukaryota; Metazoa; Chordata; Lepidosauria; Squamata; Anolidae
Product: polymeric immunoglobulin receptor
Exons: 8
Coding region: 69-1223 (384 amino acids)
Cellular component (GO): plasma membrane
Molecular function (GO): transmembrane signaling receptor activity
Source: RefSeq, a predicted model, not a curated record